Messenger RNA from Populus euphratica (Euphrates poplar), 3534 nucleotides. RefSeq names its product lysine-specific demethylase JMJ706-like. The record is from RefSeq and is a predicted model, not a curated record. Gene Ontology annotation, biological process: chromatin remodeling; regulation of gene expression. The transcript is spliced from 11 exons. Gene Ontology annotation, molecular function: histone demethylase activity. The coding region runs from base 444 to 3062 and encodes 872 amino acids. NCBI's taxonomy places the organism in Eukaryota, Viridiplantae, Streptophyta, Magnoliopsida, Malpighiales, Salicaceae. Gene Ontology annotation, cellular component: chromatin; nucleus.
UUCCCGGUUUUCUAAGCCAUUCCCUUCUUUUAACUUUCUCUCUCUUCCUCUCUUCCUUUUCUUUUCACUCACUGUCUUUUCUUUUCUCUCUCCACCUUCCACCGUUAAACUUCCGUUCCUCGCCGGAAACCGCCAUCUCUCCGGCGUAUAGCCUCCGUAUAUUGCCGGAAAACCCGAGAAUUCGAAUUCACUGAUUUCUUUGGUUUCGUGUUUCUGUCUCCGUUUUUGACAACUACUUUUUCCGGAUCUUCUGAGAUUGGCUCUGUUUGUUCGUUCUUGGCGCGUUUUGAGAGAAUGUGGCGUGCUUGGUUGUGAUUAAUUGUUUUGUUGAAGAAGAUCUUGAUCUAGGGUUUGGAAUUCGUGUACUUUGUUGAUUUCAGUUUGUUUUUGUUGGCUACAAUUUGAUUAAAACGGAGGCCUAUAGUGACCGUCCACGGAAUGAAAUGGUGGAAGGAAGGGUAUGCUUGUCCAAAGAAGCUCGGAAUGGGCUAGAAUAUUUGAAGCGCAAAAGGCUUCAAAAAAUGAAAUUAGAAAGUGUCACAGAAACUGCAAGUAUUCCCAGUAUGAUGAGUAGAAGCGGAGGAGAUGCUUUAAGGGCUUCAGCAUCGUGUGGUGUUAGGAUAAAUGGUAACAUGGAAUCAUUCUCUAGGUCUGCUGGUGCUUCAAGUGGGAAGGAUGUGUUUUCAAAGCGGAAAGUGGAAAAGUUUGACACUAGUGAUUUAGAAUGGACUGAAAAAAUCCCAGAAUGCCCAGUCUAUUGUCCGACAAAGGAAGAGUUUGAGGAUCCCUUGGUGUACUUGCAGAAAAUAGCUCCAGAAGCUUCAAGAUAUGGUAUAUGCAAGAUUAUUUCUCCUGUGAGUGCAUCUGUUCCUGCUGGGGUUGUAUUAAUGAAAGAGAAAGCAGGAUUCAAGUUUACAACUAGAGUACAACCUCUUCGUCUUGCUGAGUGGGAUAGUAGUGACCGAGUCACAUUUUUUAUGAGUGGAAGAAAUUAUACAUUUCGUGGUUUCGAGAAAAUGGCGAACAAGGUUUUUGCCCGUAGAUAUUGUAGUGCCAGUUGUCUUCCUACGACGUACAUGGAAAAAGAAUUUUGGCAUGAAAUUGCGUGUGGAAAGACAGAAUCGGUUGAAUAUGCAUGCGAUGUUGAUGGCAGUGCCUUUUCAUCGUCUCCUAGGGACCCGCUUGGAAAUAGCAAGUGGAAUCUGAAGAAUCUUUCCCGGCUGCCGAAGUCCAUUUUGCGCCUUCUGGGAACAGCUAUUCCGGGGGUAACUGAUCCGAUGCUUUACAUUGGAAUGCUGUUUAGCGUGUUUGCUUGGCAUGUUGAAGAUCAUUAUUUGUACAGCAUUAAUUACCAUCAUUGCGGAGCAUCAAAAACUUGGUAUGGAAUUCCUGGUCAUGCAGCUUUAAAAUUUGAAAAAGUGGUUAGAGAACAUGUGUAUAGCCAUGAUAUUCUAUCAGCUGAUGGGGAGGAUGGAGCUUUCGAUGUACUUUUGGGGAAAACAACUCUGUUUCCACCAAAUAUAUUGUUAGAACAUGAUGUCCCUGUGUACAAGGCUGUGCAAAAGCCUGGGGAGUUUAUAAUCACUUUCCCGAGAGCUUAUCAUGCAGGAUUCAGCCAUGGUUUCAACUGUGGUGAGGCUGUGAACUUCGCAAUUGGUGACUGGUUUCCUUUGGGGGCUGUAGCUAGCUGGCGCUAUGCACUACUCAACAGGGUGCCUCUACUUCCUCAUGAAGAACUUCUGUGCAAAGAAGCAAUGCUUCUUUAUACAAGUCUAGAACUUGAAGAUUCAGAUUAUUCCUCUGCAGACUUGGUUUCCCAUAAUUGGAUUAAGGCUUCUUUUGUGAAGCUGAUGCGAUUCCACCACUGUGCUCGCUGGUCUAUAAUGAAAUCAAGAGCAUGCAAUGGCCUUUUGCCAAAUAGCAAUGGGACAAUCUUAUGCACCUUAUGUAAACUGGAUUGCUAUGUUUCAUUCCUUAACUGCAGCUGUGGCUUGCAUCCUGUGUGCCUUAGACAUGAUUUCAGUUCACUUGACUUUUCAUGUGGGAGAAAUCAUACACUGUUUUUGAGGGAGGAUAUUUCUAAUAUGGAAGCUGUAGCUAAGAAAUUUGAGAAGGAAGAUGGAAUAUUAGAGGAGAUUAGACGGCAAACAAACACUGGUGAUGAUUUGUAUUCUUAUCCGUUAUCAGUUAAGUUUCAUCAUGUUCCCGAGGAUGGGUAUUUUCCUUAUUGUGAUAUAAGCUUUGAGUUCAAUGCCGAGACUCCUGCGAUAACCUGGGAAUGUUCACAAGAGUUUAACAAAUCCACAAACAAGUAUGGCAUUGAAAGUUUUAGACCUGAAUACUCUGAAGCUUCCAUUUCCUGUGCUGCAUCCACUCUCUGUUCUUUUGUAGAUCCAGUUGAAAGCUUUUCUGCAUCUGACAACGUGCAGGCUGACUUUAAUGCAAGAAAACUUGAUCCGGAAAGGUUAUUUGAGGAAGGAUUGAGCAAGCAUGAGUACUCAGUAUCCUCUCUAUCACAUGAUGAUGAAUUCUUGAGAAUCCAGAAAAGUAAUCCUCGUGGGUUAGAGGUUAAAUCUAGUGUUGAUGAACAAAGUGAUGAUUCUGACUCGGAGAUUUUUAGGGUUAAGCGCCGGUCUUCUCUGAAAGUUGAAAAAAGAGUUGUGAAUGAUACUGCAUCUUCAAAGUACUCUGAACACCAGGGGCUUAAAAGACUGAAGAAGCUCCAACAUGAAGGAAGAUAUGGGCAAACGACAUCAUCAGAAUACUGCAGAGCUGAUGAAUCAAAUCAUGGUUCCACUUCUUCAACUUUAGAUUAUAAAGCACCACCAAAGAGUGCUUCAAAGGACAGGGUUGCCAGGGGAAGUACUAUUCCAUUCUCGAUUAAGUUCAAGAAGUUGACCUCCAAGGAAGAAAUGGGUAGACAACGAGAACACCACAGAUUGGACCGCUUCCAGCAUGAACUGGGAAAGACUAUGAGGGAACCACCUCCUAUAGAGAUUGGGCCAAAGCGUCUUAAAGUCAGGGGCCCGUCAUAUCUAGGUUCAGAGAGCAGGUUAGAUUGACUUUUGGAUCACAUAAUUGACGAGAAAACUAGCUGGCCUGCCUCGGGAGUAUCAUCUAGAGCAUGACUUUGCUAACCUUUUCUUCUCUAAUGGGGUUCUAACCACACGAAAUAUCGAAAGAUUGAUUCUGGGAGCAGCGGCAAAGAUUAACCAACUCUAGGACAUACUUUUAUUCUUUGUGCAGGCCUCGAAUUGGGGCGCUUUGCACGGAUGGUGAUUCUUCAGGUUCUCAUGCCGGGGUGUUUUUCCGUCAUUUGGCAGGAGAACCUUCCUGCUAGCUGAAAGUAGAAAUUUGAUUAGUAACUUUGUAAAAAUUUUUUAACAGUCAGAUUAAUUCUUGCAAGGAAAUAGUGGGUAUUCCACUGCUCCUUCAUUUAAAAUCAGUCUGCUGCUUCCGCAGGUUCUUUAUUCUUUUUGUAGCAAUGGACUACCUGAAUAAAUGCAGAGAAAUACCUGUUUUCUCUUUAUGUGC